AUGAAGAUAAUAAUUAUCAUUUUAUUAGUAUUAUAUAUAUAAUAACUAGAUUAGUUUUUAAGUAAUUUUAUUUAUGGAAAUUUCUAUUUGAUUGAUAUCUAUAAUGCUCAAUAAUAACAUUCUAUACCUUUAUUUUAAUUAAAUCUUAUAUUUAAAGGAUGUUUAGUGAAUUUGCUUUAUUCCUAAUAAUUUUUUGAUGAAUAACCUUCUUAGGUACCUUAGACAAUCAAUGACAUUAAGAUAUUUUGCUAUUUUUCAAUUAAAUUAUUUAAAAAUAAAGAUUAGAUAAAAUAAGUUCUUAGUGUCUAACCAAUUAAUGAAUAAAUUCCAGAACUGAUUUAAUUAACAAAUAACUAACAACUUAAACAAGAAUAGGGUUGA
This is a messenger RNA of Paramecium pentaurelia, 381 nucleotides long. The record is from the annotation of a GenBank genome assembly. NCBI's taxonomy places the organism in Eukaryota, Ciliophora, Oligohymenophorea, Peniculida, Parameciidae.